AUGCACAUUUAUAAAAAAAAAAAAAAAAAAAAGAAAGAAAUCAUCCUGACACCUCUCCCUAGCAACCGUAAUGUUUCUCCUGGAUACCGUUCUGUUAAGUUACAGGAAACGAACCGAGACCGCUCCACACAUGCAUUCACCUGAUGAAAACCAGCUCCCGUGUCCCGGACAGUCUCUGUGGAGCCUCAUCACUGACUAUGUCUCAGAGUCAGAGCUGCUGAAGAUCCAUGCAGCUUUGGGUGACUCUCUGGUUGACAUGUACACAGAGGUUCACUCAGAGGCAGAGAUGUGGCACAAGAAGUGGCAGGAGAGUCAGUGUUAUGGGAACCACCAAGUGCAGGGUCCCUCUCUUUCUGACCCGCCUGUUGUGAAAGAGUUGGUGAGAGGAGAGGUCAAGUUACUACUGGAGACACUCAAAGGAAGAGCCUGCAACAGCGAAAGAGACAGUGAGGAGCUCCUGCUUCGAUACAAUCCUGAGACUCUAAGCUAUGUGCUUGGUCAGCAGAAGAUUGGUUAUGGCAGACCCUCCAACCUCAAAAAUGCUGAUAACUUCAACAGUGCUGGGAGUGAGAUUGAAGCAGUUAAAGAUAUGCUGAAUAUCACUAAUAUUCACAGUGUGAUCUCUCCACUCAGAUGUGUCCUCUUGGAGGAAUGUGAAGCAUUGACUAAAAUGACAAAGCAUUUCAAGGAAAACAUCAAAUUGAAGUGUAUAAGUCAGUGUCGCUUAAAUAAGCCUGAGCCAUCACUUACAGAGCUGAAAGAACUCAGAGCAGCCAUCCAAACAGACCUGAAGCUCCUGCCUUCAUCUUCUGAAGCCUCAUCCUCGACUCCAGUUUCAAGUAAGAAGAAAAGUUUCAGAUUUCCAGCUGAAUCUGGUUUAGGUACUCACUUAGCUCCUACUCCUAAAUCAAGCUCGAGACUAGAUCUGCCUCCACUGUGGCAGCCCAAACCCAGACCACCAAGUCAUGAUCCUCCUACCAGGACCUCAUUAGUGCGGACUCUUGGUUUGCAUCGUUCUACAUCAGCCUCUCAUGAAUCAGUUAAACAUACCAGCAGUGACAGGUUGAACACUAACCUGAAAGUUACUAAAAGCCAAGAGAACUCUAUUUUUUCCAGAAAGCCAGACUUCACUGACCCUCUCUGCAGAACUUUUUCAGAACUUCACAUAAGCUCUGAGAGAGACUCUGCCUCCCAUCCAUCAUCACAAUGCUGUGUUCACAGACUGAGCACAGAUGCUGACUGGUCACCACACAGGGAGAGAAAAAUCAGUGCUCUUUGUUCAAGAAAUAUAAACUUCACCCCCUUACCUCCUCCUCCUUUGGAUCAGCAAUCUGACGCAGGCAGCAGGAGCAGCAGCAGUAGCAGUAGCAGUAGUCUCAUUGACCAUUCUGUGUCUGCGAAUGGUAAAAUAAAACCAGAUGACAGGGAUAACAAUUGUAGCAGUGGGAGAAACUUGGUGUUAGCUGUACUGCAGAAAGAUAAGUCUGAAAAGACCAGUGGAAUCUCCCACAUAUCUGGAAGUUUUGAUCAAUGUGGCGCCAAGAAAAACAACAGUCAGGGAGAAAUAGAAAUAGUUGCCUAAGACAAAAUACCAACAAUCAAAGAAGUCAAGAUAGCGUCAGCAUCGCAGACGACUCAUGACUUCAUCCAAAAAGUAAUGAGAUAUGUCCUCAACCACAGCAGAGAAAAAAAAAACUUAAUUCACCAGAAAAACCACAACCAAGAAAAC
Molecule: messenger RNA, 1729 nt
Organism: Poeciliopsis prolifica (blackstripe livebearer)
Lineage: Eukaryota; Metazoa; Chordata; Actinopteri; Cyprinodontiformes; Poeciliidae
Gene: ccdc24
Product: coiled-coil domain containing 24
Exons: 9
Coding region: 71-1582 (503 amino acids)
Source: RefSeq, a predicted model, not a curated record